UUCAUGGCAGUCUUCAAUGCCAGUAGCAUCCCUUCCUCCACAUUCUACCUUACUGGAAUUCCAGGUUAUGAGGCAAUACACCACUGGGUCUCUAUCCCCUUCUGCAUCUUCUACUUUAUUGGAAUAGCAGGUAACUGCACCAUCCUUCAUGCUAUCCGGACUGACCAAAGUCUCCAUGAACCCAUGUACUAUUUCUUGGCAAUGUUGUCUUUUGCAGACAUGGGCAUGUGCCUUCCCACCCUUGUAUCUGUCCUCCGAGUGUUGUGGUCCAUUUCUAGGGAGAUUGAAUUCAAUACUUGUGUGAUACAGAUGUUUUUUAUCCACUCCUUCUCCUUCAUGGAAUCAGCAGUGCUCCUAGCAAUGGCCUUUGAUCGCUAUAUAGCCAUCUGCCAUCCCCUGAGGUAUACCACCAUCCUCACUCCACAACGUAUUGCUAGAAUUGGUAUAGUUGCUUUUCUUCGGAGCUCCCUCCCUGUCAUUCCAUUGAUGAUCCGGCUGACGUACUUCCCAUUCUGCCAUUCCCAUGUCCUCUCUCAUUCUUACUGCCUGCAUCAGGAUAUAAUACGCCUGGUUUGUGCAGAUACUAAAUUUAACUCUAUCUAUGGUUUGGUUGUAAUUGCUCUAUACUGGGGAUUAGAUUCUCUGGGCAUCUUGGUGUCUUACAUCUUCAUCCUUCGCUCUGUGUUGAACAUUGCAUCCUGGGAGGAGAGGCUGAAGGCCCUGAACACAUGUGCCUCUCACAUCUGUGCUGUUCUCAUCCUCUAUGUGCCCAUGAUUGGCCUUUCCAUUGUCCAUCGUUUUGCCAAGCAUGCCUCUCCUCUUGUGCAUAUCCUUAUGGCUGACAUCUACCUGCUAGUGCCUCCUGUUCUCAAUCCCAUCAUCUACAGUGUGAAAAACAAGAAAAUUCGUAGGGGAAUCAUUCACCUGAUCACCCCCAAGAGAAUCCACUCCACCCUGAGGUAG
Gracilinanus agilis (Agile Gracile Mouse Opossum) is the source of this 963-nucleotide messenger RNA. Its product is annotated as olfactory receptor 51G2-like. Gene Ontology annotation, molecular function: G protein-coupled receptor activity; olfactory receptor activity. Gene Ontology annotation, cellular component: membrane. Bases 4 to 963 code for a protein of 319 amino acids. NCBI's taxonomy places the organism in Eukaryota, Metazoa, Chordata, Mammalia, Didelphimorphia, Didelphidae. The record is from RefSeq and is a predicted model, not a curated record. Gene Ontology annotation, biological process: G protein-coupled receptor signaling pathway. The transcript has a single exon.